Molecule: messenger RNA, 3777 nt
Organism: Cottoperca gobio
Lineage: Eukaryota; Metazoa; Chordata; Actinopteri; Perciformes; Bovichtidae
Product: 3-hydroxy-3-methylglutaryl-coenzyme A reductase-like
Exons: 20
Coding region: 212-2851 (879 amino acids)
Biological process (GO): coenzyme A metabolic process; sterol biosynthetic process; isoprenoid biosynthetic process
Cellular component (GO): endoplasmic reticulum membrane; peroxisomal membrane
Molecular function (GO): NADP binding; hydroxymethylglutaryl-CoA reductase (NADPH) activity; protein binding
Source: RefSeq, a predicted model, not a curated record
CGUGUUCACUGACGUUGUUGACGUCAGGAUUUCCGCAUCGCCAUGUUGGCGUCGGCGUUACCCAAGCGAUUUGUGGAAGGGGCAUUAUCAUAAUGGAAAGGACUCUCUGACCCUGGUGAAGCUUUCAUUUGACAGUACGCGAAUUCAAGAUGUUUUAUUACACGGUGAGGCUGUAAUCUUAGGUAGCAGGAAGGCAUCUUGAGACCUUGAGAUGUUGGCUCGUCUGUUCAGGCUCCAUGGCCUGCUGGUGGCCUCCCACCCGUGGGAGGUCAUAGUGGGCACCAUCGCUCUCACCGUCUGCCUCGUGUCUAUGAACAACCUGGCAACCAGCAGCCAGAUGUGCAGCUGGAAUGAGUGCCCCAAAGUCGAAGAGAAAAUCCACAGCAGUGACAUAAUUAUCCUAACAAUCACACGCUGCAUGGCCAUCGUUUAUAUCUAUUUCCAGUUCAAGAAUCUACGACAACUGGGCUCCAAAUAUAUACUGGGUAUUGCCGGACUGUUCACGGUGUUUUCCAGCUUUGUUUUUAGUACAGUGGUCAUACACUUUUUUGGGAAAGAGCUGACCGGUCUUAAUGAAGCCCUGCCGUUCUUUCUCCUGCUCAUUGACUUGUCCAAAGCUUGUGCAUUGGCCAAGUUUGCCCUCAGCUCAAACUCUCAGGAGGAGGUGAGGGAGAACAUCUCUCAGGGCAUGGCCAUCCUGGGCCCCACCUUCACCCUGGAUGCUCUGGUUGAGUGUUUGGUCAUUGGGAUUGGCACCAUGUCAGGUGUGCCUCAAUUGGAGAUCAUGUGUUGUUUUGGCUGUAUGUCUGUCCUGGCCAAUUACUUCGUCUUCAUGACCUUCUUCCCUGCGUGUGUCUCUCUGGUCCUGGAGCUGUCCAGGGAAAGUCGUGAAGGCCGUCCAAUCUGGCAACUGAGCCACUUUGCCCGAGUGCUGGCUGAAGAAGAGGACAACAAGCCCAAUCCUGUGACUCAGAGAGUUAAAAUCAUCAUGUCUCUGAGCCUGGCCUUAGUUCAUGCUCACACUCGACUAGCAGCUGAGCAUCCAGGUCAGAAUAGCUCGCUGGACGGGCCCAUAGCUAAGAGACUGGACUCUGGUGACACCAUGUGGCCUCCGAAGCUCAGCAGUAUGGACCUGGAGCAGGUGAUAACUCUCGGUCUUGCUCUGCUCCUGGCUGUGAAGUACGUCUUCUUUGAGCAAGCGGAGACAGAGUCUUCACUGUCCCUCAUGAGUUCUCCGACCCAGAAGCCCAGGGUGGCAGAGGACUGCUGCAGGAGGGACUUCCCAGCUCCGAAACUCCAGAUAACCAUGAACGGUACCAUAGCAACCAACCCUGCAUCGCCAGCUGUCUCAGACUCUCAACUUUCCCCUGAGGCCGACACGGUGUUCAGUGAACAGGAGGUGACUCUGCCUGCAGCGGCCUCGGUGGAUAAUGGCCCCUGUGUUUCAUGUUUUGGGGAGUCUCUAGCUCUGACACCUUGUGUUCCUCAAAGUAGCAGUAAUUCAGAGGCCCGGACGCUGGAGGAAUGUAUGGACAUCCUCUCAGAUCCCCAGAGGGGGCCCCGAUAUCUCAGCGAUAAAGAGGUGAUGAACCUGGUAACCUCACGUAACAUCCUGAACUAUAAACUGGAAGCUGUGCUGGAGACUCCAGAGAGGGGCGUGGCCAUCAGAAGGGAAAUGCUUUCACCCAAACUGCCUGUUCGCUCCGCUUUGGCUUCUCUGCCUUUUAAGGACUAUGACUAUUCAAAGGUGAUGGGCACUUGCUGUGAGAAUGUCAUUGGCUACAUGCCGGUGCCAGUUGGAGUGGCUGGUCCUCUUCUUCUGGAUGAGAAGCAGUUUUACAUUCCUAUGGCGACCACAGAGGGCUGCCUGGUAGCCAGCACUAACAGAGGAUGCAGGGCACUUUCUCUGAGUGGGGGUUGCCACAGCAGCAUCCUAGCUGACGGUAUGACCAGGGGUCCUGUGGUGAGGCUGCCCUCAGCAUGCCGGGCUGCAGAGGUCAAAGUCUGGCUUGAGACCUCGGACGGAUUCAGCAGGAUCAAAGAGGCCUUCGACCAGACCAGCAGGUUCGCUCGUCUGGAGAAGCUGCUGGUGGGCUUAGCAGGGAGGAACUUAUACAUUCGCUUCCAGUCUCAGACAGGAGACGCCAUGGGCAUGAACAUGCUCUCCAAGGGGACUGAGCAGGCUCUGCAAAGACUCCGGCAGCAGUAUCCAGACGUGGAGGUGCUGUCGGUCAGUGGCAACUACUGCACUGACAAGAAGUCUGCUGCCAUUAACUGGAUCCUGGGUCGGGGAAAGUCUGCGGUGUGUGAGGCCACCGUCCCUGCCAACGUGGUCAGGGAGGUGUUGAAAAGCAGCACAGCUUCUCUGGUGGAGCUGAACAUCAACAAGAACUUGGUGGGCUCGGCCAUGGCGGGCAGUAUCGGGGGCUUUAAUGCUCAUGCUGCCAACAUUGUCGCAGCCAUCUACAUCGCCUGUGGACAGGACCCGGCUCAGACGGUGGGGAGCUCCAACUGUAUCACUCAGAUGGAGCCUGCUGGGCCAGAAAGGGAGGACCUGUACAUCAGCUGCACUAUGCCCUCCAUAGAGCUGGGCACUGUGGGAGGAGGCACCAACCUGGCGCCCCAGCAGGCCUGUCUGCAGAUGCUCGGCGUCCAAGGUUCCAGUGCCAGCCAGCCAGGCGAGAACGCCCGUCAGCUGGCCCGUGUUGUGUGUGCCACCGUGCUGGCCGGGGAGCUCUCCCUGAUGUCCGCUCUAGCUGCUGGACACCUCGUCAAGAGCCACAUGGCCCACAACAGAUCUAGAACGACUCUGUCAGAAACACCUUCAUCGAAGUCUGAGAAAGCUGCGUGACAAAAUAAUGUUGAUAGUCCAUCUUCAGAGUCCGCCAGAUUGAAGGAGCGCUCCAGCCGACAGAAAACUUGAAUCGUCUCCUAAUGACGUUGUUCUGAAGCGAGUGCUGCGGGUCGUGGACAUCCAGACUAACGACCGGAGCCAACGUGUGCUUGCAUCGUGUGUCGACCCUGUUUGGGUUUCGUUAUGUUGAGGUUUAACUAUUUGUGCCAUGUGACUGCAUCUAAACAUUACGGUAGUGUUUUUCUUGUUAGCACUGAUCUUUCAGACGACUGUGAAUUAUUGAAUGGCGCAGUCCACCAUGCUCGUCAGAGUCUUAAGGCCAAAAGCAAAUUGCUUCUGCGAUCAUACAAAGGAAUGACAAAACUUCCACAUCUAUUGCCUGAGAAAUUGAUCUUUGCACUCGCCAAACGCUUGCUUCAGGCGUUACUGUGACAUUUGCUCAAGUUUAAAAUGCCAACUUUCUGCCUGAAUGUAUGUUGUACUAAAUCAGUGUUGUAGGAUAUAACUUGCACUAACCCUUCCUGAUUUAAGGUGCUGCUAUGUAGAAUGACAGUGGCUGCUGGUUCUAGGAAGGUUAAGCAACUGCUAAUGUGGUUUUUGUCAAAGUGACAAAAUGCUACAGGGCAGGUUGCUUCUUUGUGUUCAUGCGAAGAGGGAGACUGGAAAUUCAAAGCCAUAUUUAAUAAACUUGGUCAUGGUUCACUAUACGUGCAGCAUGAUCAGAGGAUUUAUUGCCGGGGGGAAGUUAAAGGCAUCACUGACUAAAGAGUCUGCAGCUUCUUGUAUCGUCCUUUUGGGACGUCUGAAGCUCAGACGUGGCCUUACGUACAGGACGUCUCGGAGAAGAUGAGCCUUAGCAUGUUCUAGAUAGAAUAUUCAAUUUUAAUUAUUCAUUUCUUUUUAAUAAAAAAGAAUUACACUAA